UCCAAAACCGUGUCAGUUCCCACGCACUCAACCAACCAUUCUUAUUUCGUUUCCUUUGGCUUCUUCUUUGGACUCUUCCUUUUCUCUCUUUCUCUCUCAAUUUUGCUUUUCCCUAUUCAUUUUCUGGGGCUGCCUUUCUGCAAUUACAGACAGCAUAGAUUACUUCAACAUGGUCUCUUGAUCGCGCUUUGCAUUUGGGUGGGAAAAAGAGAAGAACUCGGGGAGCUUAAAAAAUCGGUUUUGUUUUUGCUUUGCAUUUGGGUGUGAUCGAGUUCCUUCCCUUUCUCCUUUGAAAGGCAUCUGCAACCAUGCGAGUGUGGACCCUUUUGCUGCUGCUGCUGCUACUACUACUUAGGAGUGAUGCCGUGCACUCCGAUUCCGAGUACUUGAUUGGUGUUGGAAGCUAUGACAUUACUGGUCCUGCAGCUGAUGUCAAUAUGAUGGGUUAUGCUAACGCGGAGCAAAUUGCUUCUGGCGUUCACUUCAGGCUGCGGGCUAGAGCUUUUAUUGUUGCUCAGCCUGAGGGUAAUCGGGUAGUAUUCGUGAACCUCGAUGCUUGCAUGGCUUCUCAACUUGUGGUCAUCAAAGUGAUUGAGAGGCUGAAAGCAAGAUAUGGUGACCUUUACACCGAAAAGAAUGUGGCUAUUAGUGGAAUUCACACUCAUGCUGGUCCUGGGGGUUAUCUCCAAUAUGUCGUGUACAUUGUGACAUCUCUUGGAUUUGUUCGGCAGUCAUUUGAUGUCAUUGUCGAUGGCAUUGUUAAUAGUGUAGUCCAAGCCCAUGAAAAUCUCCGGCCGGGAUCAAUAUUUGUCAAUAAGGGAGAGCUAUUAGAUGCUGGUGUAAAUCGCAGUCCCAGUGCUUAUCUCAACAACCCUGAGGCAGAGAGAAGCAAAUACAAGUACAAUGUUGAUAAAGAAAUGACUUUGUUGAAGUUUGUUGAUGAUGAAUGGGGUCCUUCGGGAAGUUUCAAUUGGUUUGCUACUCAUGGUACUUCAAUGAGCCGAACAAACUCGUUAAUUAGUGGGGAUAAUAAGGGUGCAGCUGCACGAUUUAUGGAAGACUGGUUUGAGCGAAAAGGGUCUGUAAGAAUGGAUUCUGUUGGAUUUGAAAAUGAUGGAAUCCCUCGAAGAAUUUCAAACAUAAUUCCCAAUGUUCAUGAUACAUACCAUAAAUUACUGGAGAUUGCAGCCUCAUUCCAAUCUCCUCCCGGUAAACCGGCAACCAAAGUUUCAAGUGUGGCUCGACGUGUGAGAGGUGUCCUUAGGCAGGUCGACAAGCCUAAAUUUGUAUCUGCAUUUUGUCAAUCAAACUGUGGAGAUGUUAGUCCAAAUGUGCUCGGAGCUUUUUGUAUAGACACUAAACUACCUUGUGACUUCAAUCAUAGUACAUGUGGAGGAAAGAAUGAAUUGUGUUAUGGCCGAGGACCUGGUUAUCCAGACGAAUUUGAAAGUACACGUAUUAUAGGAGAGAGACAGUUUAAAAAAGCAGUGGAGCUAUUCAAUGCAGCAUCUGAACAGAUUAAAGGGAAGGUUGAUUUUCGACAUGCUUUCAUAGAUUUCUCUCAGCUUGAGGUAAAUCUUUCUAAAGUUGGUGUUUCUGAGGUCGUAAAAACAUGCCCUGCUGCAAUGGGAUUCGCAUUUGCUGCUGGAACAACAGAUGGACCUGGAGCUUUUGACUUUAAGCAAGGUGAUGAUCAGGGAAAUCCUUUCUGGAAGCUGGUCCGCAACUUAAUUAAAACACCAGGCAAGGAGCAAAUGGACUGUCAACACCCAAAGCCCAUUUUGCUUGAUACCGGCGAAAUGAAGCUACCAUAUGAUUGGGCACCUUCAAUACUUCCAAUCCAGAUCCUCCGAGUUGGGCAGUUUGUUAUUCUUAGUGUACCUGGAGAAUUCACAACAAUGGCUGGGAGGCGACUUCGUGAUGCAGUCAGAACAGUUCUAAGUGGCAACAAAGGCUUCGGUAGCAACAUUCAUGUUGUUAUAGCGGGGUUGACCAAUACUUAUUCACAGUAUGUGACUACUUACGAAGAGUACGAGAUGCAGAGAUAUGAGGGUGCUUCCACACUGUACGGUCCACACACACUGAGUGCUUACAUUCAGGAGUUUACAAAGCUUGCGCGUGCUCUCAUCAGUGGUCAGCCUGUAGAACCAGGUCCUCAGCCCCCAGAUCUCUUAGAUAAGCAAAUAAGCCUCUUAACUCCAGUUGUGAUGGAUGCAACUCCUAUUGGUGUGAAGUUCGGGGAUUGUAGUUCUGAUGUUCCCAAGAACUCCACUUUUAAGCGAGGUGACAUGGUGUCUGUCACUUUCUGGUCUGCAUGCCCUCGUAAUGACCUUAUGACUGAAGGUACAUUUUCCCUGGUGGAAUUUCUCCAAGCAAAGACUACUUGGGUUUCUGCUUAUGAUGAUGAUGAUUUUUGCUUGCGCUUCAAAUGGUCAAGACCUUUCAAACUCAGUUCUCACAGUAAAGCCACCAUAGAAUGGAGAAUCCCGCAGGAUGCUGCUCCUGGUAUAUACAGAAUCAAACAUUUUGGUGCUGCAAAAGGUUUAUUGGGGUCAAUUCGUCACUUUACAGGUUCAUCUAGUGCAUUUGUAGUUGCAUAGCAAAGGGAGGGAUACUAUUUGAUGAUCAUACAUGUUCAAUGGUCUGUAUUCUAUUAGAGAACUGAAUUGCAGCACACUGCAUUAAAUCAAGGAUGAUUCCAUCGGUUAUUAUUUCUUA
Molecule: messenger RNA, 2718 nt
Organism: Vigna umbellata (rice bean)
Lineage: Eukaryota; Viridiplantae; Streptophyta; Magnoliopsida; Fabales; Fabaceae
Product: neutral ceramidase 1-like
Biological process (GO): sphingosine biosynthetic process; long-chain fatty acid biosynthetic process; ceramide catabolic process
Cellular component (GO): extracellular region
Molecular function (GO): N-acylsphingosine amidohydrolase activity
Source: RefSeq, a predicted model, not a curated record